This is a messenger RNA of Ostertagia ostertagi, 165 nucleotides long. The record is from the annotation of a GenBank genome assembly. NCBI's taxonomy places the organism in Eukaryota, Metazoa, Nematoda, Chromadorea, Rhabditida, Trichostrongylidae.
AUGUUCGCGUCAUCCAUCGGUGCUCGGUCGCAGUCGGCAAGAACCUACUUGGAGAGGCAUUUGGACAAGUUCCGAACAGCGAGUGCUGAUGAAUUGAUUCGCCAUGCUCUUCUGGCUUUGCGAGAUACUCUACCCGCGGAAGAGAAUUUAACGAACCAGGUACUG